GAUUAAAAUUAUCUACGGACAGAGUUGGUCGACUGAAUCUGAGCCGGAGCAGAGUCCGGAUGUCCAUAGCAGGUCUUCGAAUACAAAUUCGAAACCCUCUCCCUCCUUGCUCCAUUACCGCCGAGCGGAGGAGCGCAGCUCAAGGUUUGGCUUUGCUUGGUCUUAAAUUUGGGUUGCCAGGAUCCUCUUCGUGGUCCAUCAAUGUUGUUCUUUUGGGAUGCAAGGCUAUAUACCCAUCGAUCUUCCCCUUGUGUGCAAGCUAGGGUUUUGUUGAAUUCUGAAGGGAUUUAGGGAAAAUUUGAGCCUAGUUGUUGGUGAAUUGUUUGAUUCGGCGUCCUGGGUGAGUUGCUAUUAUUGUUCGAGUCCUUUUGAGAGGUGUUAUACAAUGUUUUUAUUUAACUGAAGGGUUGGAGAUUUGGUUUCUUGAGUUGGGGACGUCCGUGAGAUGGAAGAACAAUUCAUACUCCGAGUCCCCCCUUCUGUAUCUGAACGAAUAGAACGCCUUUUCAAUGAGAACGCUUCCUCUUCCGAAGACGGGUCGUUGGAUUUGUCCUUUUCAGAGGAUGGAAGAAAUGGUACUUUUAUGAUUGGCAAUGAAAGAUUUCCUGCCUCCCUCUUGGAUCUUCCUUGCAUAGUUGAAUCUUAUAAAACUUAUGAUGAUACUGUGUUAAUCAAAACCGCUGAUGUUGGUCAGAUUAUUAUGGUAAGAGAAGAAGGUGAUCCUGCUCCAGAAGGGAUUGAGUUCAAGCAUGGGCUUACCCCACCAAUGAGGGAUGCUCGCAGAAGGCGGUUCCGGAGAGAACCUGAUCUCAAUCCAGAGUUCGUCCAGCGGGUUGAAAGAGAUCUACUCAACAUUAUGUCUGGCGGGACAGUAGAGAACUCGCGUGUUGAAAUGGCUGAACCUGAGGCACGUGGUGCGCGCAAGAAACCUGCUGAGACACCCGAGGCAAAGCCAGAAGAUGUUCCCUUGGAGGCUGCUACUAAUGGGGGCGGUGAACGUGAAAAAAGUGACUCUGAUGAUUCAAUGGAGCCUGAAAGUUAGGGCAGCAAGUACCGACUUGGUUGGUAGGAUGUGCACUACUAUAUUAAGCCUCUGGUAGCUUUAGUUCAGCCCUCUGAAGUGCAUGAUAGAGGUGCUAAUUGGGUUCAUCUCCUGCAGGCUUUGGCUGCAACAAGAAGAGGCUGUAGAAACAGGCCCAUCAGAUUCUAAUAAAGGUUUUACAAGUUCUUACAUUGUCAUGGAAAAAACUCGUGCUAAAUUCUCUUUGCCUGUCUUAGAACUCGAAAAAUCUCAUUUUGGACAUGAUGUAUAUACAGCCUGCGUGAUAUCUCCUACAGAUUCACAGUUUAUGUUGAAGAUCUUAAUCAAUAGUUGCCAUGGCCGUGGAAAUUUUGUGUGUUCCACAUAUAGUGAUGUGACUGUAGAAGUUCCUGGUUUAUUUAGCCUGAUGGUGCUAUCUUUAAUGGCCGAACUUUCUAGCUUUCUUGUCGAUAACGACAACGAAAAUGAAUACAUUUAGCUCUUCAUUUUUGGGU
Molecule: messenger RNA, 1536 nt
Organism: Phoenix dactylifera (date palm)
Lineage: Eukaryota; Viridiplantae; Streptophyta; Magnoliopsida; Arecales; Arecaceae
Source: RefSeq, a predicted model, not a curated record